Messenger RNA from Raphanus sativus (radish), 1756 nucleotides. RefSeq names its product mannan endo-1,4-beta-mannosidase 6. The record is from RefSeq and is a predicted model, not a curated record. Bases 180 to 1532 code for a protein of 450 amino acids. Gene Ontology annotation, molecular function: hydrolase activity, hydrolyzing O-glycosyl compounds. Lineage: Eukaryota; Viridiplantae; Streptophyta; Magnoliopsida; Brassicales; Brassicaceae. The transcript has 6 exons.
CUUCGAAUCUUAGCUUGGCAGGGACACGUUACUUUGGAAUUGUCUCACACCUUAGUCCUCUGAAUGAUAUACCUAGGAUAGGAGCCAUGUGCUUCAAGUUUCAUAUCUCUUGUUUUGGAACUAGGGACGUUUCUCUUGCCUUAUGAAGACGAAGCUCCCCCCCUCAUCCACAAAAAAAAAUGAAGGACCGUCUUGGAUUCAGAUUUGUGCUCUGCUCUGCGGUUUUCAUGAUUCUAACACAGCACAGAACUCUUGCAGACUUCGAUAGCGAUUCCCAUGGGGUUAACUCAGAAUCAGUAGAAGAAGAAGAAGAAGAAUGGGAGAUGGUGCAGAGGAAAGGGACGCAAUUCACACUAAAUGGAAAACCAUUCUACGUGAAUGGCUUCAACACUUACUGGAUGAUGACUCUGGCAGCUGAUAACUCCACGAGAGGCAAAGUGACGGACGUGUUCCAACAAGCCUCUGCAGUUGGAUUGACGGUAGGCAGGACAUGGGCUUUCAACGACGGUCAAUGGAGAGCUCUUCAGAAAUCUCCCUCUGUUUACGAUGAAGAUGUCUUCAAGGCCCUGGACUUCGUGGUGAGCGAGGCCCGAAAGUACAAGAUGAGACUUAUAUUGUCAUUGGUCAACAACUGGAACGACUAUGGGGGCAAAGCUCAGUACGUUAAAUGGGGGAAUGCCUCUGGUCUUAAUCUCACCUCUGAUGACGACUUCUUCACCAAUCCCACCCUGAGAGACUACUACAAAUCCCAUGUCCGGACGGUGCUGAAUAGAGUGAACACCUUCACAAACAUCACAUACAAGAACGACCCCACAAUCUUCGCCUGGGAACUGAUGAACGAGCCACGUUGCCCCUCUGAUCCCUCCGGUGACAAACUCCAGUCUUGGAUACAAGAAAUGGCAGUGUUUGUGAAGAGCUUAGAUGCUAAACAUUUGGUAGAGAUCGGACUCGAAGGCUUCUAUGGUCCCUCUGCUCCAGCUCGAACCAAAUUCAAUCCCAACCCCUACGCUGGACAAGUCGGAACCGACUUCAUCAGAAAUAAUCAAGCUCUUGGCGUCGAUUUUGCUUCGGUUCACGUCUAUCCAGAUGCCUGGAUAUCUCCGGCAGUAUCAGAUACUUUCCUGGAAUUCACAAACUCGUGGAUGCAAGCUCAUGUGGAGGACGCAGAGAUGUACUUGGGAAUGCCGGUUCUGUUCACAGAGUUUGGUGUGUCCGCACAUGACCCUGGUUUCAACACGACUUUCCGUGACAUGAUGUUAAAUACGGUGUACAAGAUGACCCUUAACUCAACACGGAAAGGAGGGGCAGGUGCCGGAAGUCUGGUGUGGCAGGUCUUCCCUCAGGGAGCUGAGUUCAUGGAUGAUGGCUACGCGGUUUAUCUAACCAGAGCUCACACCGCUUCAAAAAUCAUAACUCUGCAGUCCAAGCGACUUGCCAUCUUCAACUCCUUGUGCGGCUGGAGAUGCAAGUGGGGAUGCAAGAAAAGGAAUCACACUGACCUCGAUGCCCUACUUUCGCACGACGAGCUUUAAACAAGUGCAACCUUUUGUGAAUCACAGCUACGUGAAUACAAAUAUCAGCACGUGUUUAAUAUGUGUUAUAUAUCACACUGUCCUAGAUGCCGUCCUCGAGCUUUUAACCUUAUGUGAAUCACAACAGCAACGCAAGUGUGUACAAGUGUUUAAUAAUAUCUUAUGUGAAUCACAACAGUGCAAAGUAUGAACAAGUGUUUAAUUUAUAUAUAAAUGUUUGUAGA